ACGCGGUGCGGUAGACAUUGUUUCGCGGGAAGUUUUUAGUGUGUUUGUAAAGUCCAAACUUGAAAACAAACAGUAACCUCAAGGAGCGCCAUGGAAAGUGUGGGAAAAGUCACUAGGUCAUCUUCAAGAAAGAAGAAUGCAUCUAGUGCUGUGGACAGUGUGGUUAAAGUGGACAGUGCUACACCAAAACUACCCAGCAGUCGUACUAAAAUAACGAAAAAGAGAAAACAAGAUGCAGAUUCUACUAUUGAUUCACCAGGCACAUCUCGUACUAAAUCUUUGAAAAAGAAAUGCGAGCCAACUGCUUUCAAAAGAGGCAGGAAGAGCCUUGUACCAUCUUUAUCACCAACUGAUGCAAUAUAUGACACCAAGAACGAUAAUCGCCCUAAAGUAAAGAAAAUGAAGGAGCUUCAUCACACUGCCUUGCAGCAUGCUUUAGACAAAAUGGAGAAUGAUCUUGGUGCUGAUGCAAAUGUGGAGAAGAUGUUAGUGCUUGCCAGAGAAGCCUUUGAAAAUGCAUCCAAAAAAAUACAUGCACAGGGACUCUUCAUCAAAGCCGUUGAAUACACGGCAAGUCGGGUCCCUACCUUGUCGAGAGACCUGCAGGGACAACAAGAAGGAAGUGACUACAAAGAAUACACGAAGAAGUUGGCUGUAGAGAGUGAUAAAUGGGACAGCCUUUUGAAUGAACAUAAAGAGCUUGCAGAUAAAGCUAGAGAGGCUCUCGUGCAAGAGCACAUGCCAAGCAGCAACCCACCCGAAAAGUUGGAGCAGGACCAGACUUGGAUCCUGGAUGGCAGACCGGACUACGCAGCAAUGCUACAACAGUUGAAGCACAAUCGAGGAAAACUCGCUAUCCAUGUUGAGCAAGUGUGUAAGGAUGUCAACACACUGCAUAGAUUUCAGGAGCACACCGAGGGAUAUGUGUCAGGAUUGGUCGCCCAGUUCCAUAAUACAUCAUUUAAGGAUAUAGCUGCUGUUGUGAACCCAAAGACAUUGAUAGAGAAAUUAUGUAAGUGAUGCCUAGCCAGAGAGAGAAGAGGCAUAACUAGGACAUUCAACAUUCAUUCCACAUUGUGGGGGCAAUUAUGAGAGUUGUGUGGGUAUUGUAAAUACUUGUGUAGAUAAAAAAAAUUUCUAUUUUAUUUUUCUCUUUAGGUUUUGUUAUUAAGGAUACUGUGUUGACAAAAUGAAAUAGAUUAAGCUUGCAACUAUAAUCUGAGUUUAUUAGAAUAGAAACUAAACAAGUCUAUAUGCUUCCAUAAACAUUAAAUAUUUACAUAUAUGGGCUCACAAGUUUAAUUAUAACUUUGAUAAGGCUUACUAGAAAAAGAAAUGUUCUACUAAUUACUUAAAACUAUUGGUAUUAGGUUGGAAAAUGUGAUAGAAUUCAGUAUGCUAUCAUGAUCAUAGCAUUCUUUUCUUAUUAACCCAGGAUGACUACUUCUGUCUGUCUGUUGGUGUGUAUAUAUUUUUGGCAUCAUUUCUUGAAUUAGAAUGGGCACAAUAUAAAUAUUUGUACAGAUUAUUUUCCUACAUUGAUUUUGAAGUAUAUAAGAGGUUUGAAUUUAUGGACUAAAAUAGAAAGUAAUAAAAGUACUUUGUAUAUAGUAUA
Priapulus caudatus is the source of this 1615-nucleotide messenger RNA. RefSeq lists its product as uncharacterized. Gene Ontology annotation, biological process: mitotic sister chromatid segregation; cell division. The transcript is spliced from 11 exons. Bases 91 to 1020 code for a protein of 309 amino acids. Gene Ontology annotation, cellular component: MIS12/MIND type complex. The record is from RefSeq and is a predicted model, not a curated record. NCBI's taxonomy places the organism in Eukaryota, Metazoa, Priapulida, Priapulimorpha, Priapulimorphida, Priapulidae.